UUGUGCUGCUGGCAGAAUACUAGUCUUGAAAAUGAGUUACUGAGACUGCUAUAAUCGCAGUAAUUUCCGUCGAAUAUCACAUAACCACUCGGCUGCGGUGUACGGAUGAGUACUGAACGAUUAUGUAAAGUUCUGACACAUUUGAAUGAAUUGAUAAUUGCUAACAAGUCCUGCCGAAAAGUUGAUCAUGCUGAGAAUGAAGAUUCCCAUUCGAACGGCGGAAGGAGACCAUACCGUCGAAGACGAGCAGGAAAAUACCGAUUUCAGCAGUCACACUAUUGAUUCGGUUCCAUAUUGUGGUGUGAGGUUCAAAAAUUCAGCGGGGGAGUCAUAUCGCCAGUGGCAAAUUGACAAGAAGGCUGUGUUUGAGUGGUUCGGCUUGCACCUCAGCCCAGCGAAGCGGAUAGAGUUUAUGUACGGACUACUUCAUAUGUGUCAACCACUUGAGAUUCGCUUUUUGGGAUCAUGUCUUGAGGAUCUUGCACGGAAAGAUGUCCACGUUUUCCGGGACUUUGAGAUAACAGCAAACUGUCAAACUGACUUGGCCUUCCUUAAGGACGUUAGCGACCAUGUUUUGCGUUCCAAACUACAUGUCUACCUGUCACUUUUGCGAUCUGGAAACAGAGAAUGUGCGGACACACUGUAUCGUGCUUUGAGCCAUAUUGACCCAGCGCUGUACUUAAAUACUUAGCAUGGCGUUCCUUUAUCUCCACGUGGUGGGAACACUCAGAAUGUACCUGAUCAACAUUGCCCUCGCGAGGGUGGAAUGGAGUCUGGGAGAUCGGUGCAUCCCAGCGGGACUCCACUGGAGGCAGAGUCGGGUUCCCUGGAGCACUUGGCGCUGCUUUUCACCUUGGCCUCACUACACCCUGCGUUCCCUUUUUUACCAGAAGGAUACUGUCAGACACCAGUUGGAUAAUGUGGAACUGGUCUUAGAGGAGAGAAUGGAUUGCCACAAACGCAUGAGUUUCCAGGACCAUUCUUAUCUGUCAGAAAAGAUACAUCAUCUCUCUCCCUUAAACUUCCCGCAAGAAGUUCACAUUGACAAGAUUGUGCUAAAGACGAUAUCUUGGAACCGAGUAAACAGUGAAUACGGUAUUGAGGUCCAGUGGUCUGACUCAACAUGGACCACAAUGACCAAGACUCACCAUGAGCUGGGCGACUUCCUGUCUAAGAGGUCCACUGAGCCCUUUGAGAAGGGCCUGGUGAGGUUACUGGCCCAGGGAUACCAGUAUGAGCCCAGGGACCUGGAGAGGACACUACAGGAGAUGCUUCUGUCAGCCCCAGCAGCCUUCAGGCAGAGACGAGAGGUCUGCAGGUUCCUCCUCCCCCACUGCAGCCACUGUAAGUGUCUGUGCCCCUGUCACAGCCUUCAGGCAGAUAACACAGCACCUCCUGGAAAGACCUGUAAGGCACCUGAGCACUUUAAAGAAGGCUGCACUGAGCCAUCCAGUCAGGACCAUGACAUAGGUUCUCACCACCUAAGGCAUCAGAAGGCGUGCAGCAGCAAGAGGCUAGGCCAGAGGGCACACUGAUGACAAAGAGCAGCCAGAGUGAGAGCCAGAGGCCUGCUGUUCACGCAGAGCACAAUGGAGUGAUGGAGAGGAGGAGGAGGAGGAGGAGGAAACCAGGCAUCAUGACCUGUAGGCCAGACCCACAUCAGAACACAGAUGAGAAAUUGGCUUUCACUCCAGAAAAAAAGAGCAGAAGAAGACCUGGUGGAAGGAGAAGUGAUGGGGCUAAAGGCUACAUCCCCAGCAGCUUCAUCAGACCACAGUCAACACACAUGACCAGACAGGGUGCCAGUAACAGGAAGUAACCAAUGGGUGUGGCAAUAGCCACCCUAUUUGUUUUCCAGCUUAACAAUUCACAUUAUAACAACAUGUAUGUUGUGUGUUCCUUUACCACUGUAGAGAAGAGACAUCCUACACUGGCAGUCCCCUGAGUGUACACACUAUCAAUGACGGUCCAGAAUGGGCAAACCAUGCCAGACAGGACGGUCAUGGUCACUCCACAGCCGGGGGACGGUUCACCAGCAGAUGGGGCACUGACUGGGACCACCUCCGUGGUUCCUCAGGAGUCCAUCGCAAGCCAAGCUUCCCUGGGAGACCCUGAGAGGCAGAGGCACGUGUCUGCCCCCCUGAGCUCACCUCAGCUAGCCAAUGCAGGGUCCAGCAUUUACCUAAACCCCCAGUGUUAUAUGACCCCUACCAGCCCAGAGAGUAGAAGCACUAACCCCCAUCACCAGCCCCCAAUGAGCGCCAUCAGUGUCAUCCCCCUGACCUUCCACGUGUGCCCCCUGAGGCCAGCAUACACCAGCACUGACCCAGCCUCCACCGCCACCCUACCCCUAGCAGCCUCUCUCCCUGACCCUAGCACCAGGACUCAAGCCCUGGCUGCGCCCACCAGCAUACCCACCCCUACCUCCGUGACACCCUCCUCAGUGGCCACUGUCACCCCAGCUGCAAUCAGCCAGGUUCAGACCACUCUGCCCCCAGCCAUCCCCACUCACACCCCCGGCCCCGUGGCCAGCCCAGCCCUGACCCUCAUCCACAGCACGGCCCAGGGAGAUGGUGCCUCUUGCAGCAGCUCUUGGGUGGCAGCAGGGCAGGCCCAGACCCAGCAGCAGGCCCUCCCUCCACAGCAAAAGCAGAUGAGCUGCAAUUCCUGUGGUUGCCGUGGCAGCUGUGGUAAUAGCCACUCUACCAGCCCCAACUUCUCCUUCCCUCCCCAGCUGAGGCGCCAGGUUUUCAGCAAUGCCCACCUCCCUCUCUUCCACCUCCCAUCCAUGUGCAGCACUGGAUAUCCCAGCCACCGCUGCCAGGUCCAACACCAGAGCAACGCCACCACCCAGCUACCUUUCUACUCCCCUCCACCUCACACGGGCCACCCCCACCUCCACGCCACUUCCACCACAUGCUGGCCACCCGGGCUGGUUACAACCUGCAGCAGAUGGCAGCUGCUCCCUUCAACAGCUUCUACACGCCCAUGUUCUCCUCGUUGGGACUGGGACUGGGCACGGGCACGAUGAAGAGCAGUGCCAACGUCUCUUGCUAUAACUGUGGGCUAAGCGGGCAUUAUGCCCAGGACUGCAAACAGCCCUCCAUGGACGCCGGCAGCAAGGUAAUAUUGGCCAGGCUAGUGGCAGAGAGAGGAGGUGAAGUCUCUCAGAGAUUCCUCAUCCUUAGUUUCAGCAUAGGAAGGCAAAGCUUUAUUUGGUAACCUGUUGUCUGAAGCUGGAUUGUCUGAAUGAGCUCUAUUAAAUACCCAGGCCAAGUGUUAAAACAUGUUUUGAUAGGACUGACUCUGAAUCUGAAAGACUAGCAUAGACUAUGGACAUCACAUUUCUUUAGGUUACUUGUUAGGCACGCGACACUGACACACUCCUGUGUGUGUGUGUUUCAGGUGACUUUCGGCUGAAGUACAUGGCCCCCCCACUUAUUUGAAGCAGACUAAACUGACUGACAUGAGGGGACCAAGGCAAUGCUUUGUUUCUCACUACAGUAAAGGUUCCAGAAAAUGUUUUCGUGGGUUGAGUUUUUCACAAAUUGUAUAACUUUGCAAAUAUCCGGACUUGUUUCUCAGCAGAGAAUGGAAUCCUGUAUCAUUCUCAAAUCCAAAAUCACCCUAGCCACUUCGGAAAUCUGAAUGCAUUGGAUAGAUUAAAUCAAUGGUGAAAGCUUUACCUGAGCUUGCCUUCUGAUAAGCCAAGUGGAACUCCUACCAUAUUGCCUUCACCUAUACAAUACUUCCUGAUCUAAGGUUAGAGUUUUGGAUUGGGCUACAGAAUCAAUGGUCCCUUGUCCUACCGCCCAUGCAUGUACUGUACCUAUUGAAUGUGUGGCUCCUGCCUGUUUGUGUAGACGUGUCCAGCUCUUUGUUGCCAGAACGUACGUGCCAUAUUCCUCCUUUCUCAUGCAGCAAGGAGGUUGUAUUAUGCAUGUAAGUGUAUAUUUGUGCACAGCAGUAAGGGGCUCACUUCACACACAUACCUUACCUGUAUGAUUGACGACUAUACAGAAUAACUUCUGUAUUAGAAAAAAGGUAACACGGUUGUUUGUGGGUUUGAAAGCCACUUGUCUUUCACUGUUCGUUGAGGUGGGUUGUUUUGUGUUUUCCACAGACAGGCAAAAAAUAUGUAAACUAUUUGAAAUUACAUUUAGGUAAAAUCACUGUUUUAUUAACUGGAACUUAUCCUCUGUUUUUCUGUAAGAAGCUUUUCAGGGUUUUUUAAGCAUUUUGUAUUGGAUUUCAGAGGCCUAGUUGUUGACUUUAUUUGAAUGAAUAUCUUUAUUUUGAUAAAGAACAUUUUAAAGUUGAGUGGAAAAAUAGACUAUCAAGCUUGGGUUGUAUUUGUUUAACUUUUCUAUAGUUAAAGAUGCUGUGCUGUAGAUUAAGGUCGUGUUACCUCUGAUGCGAUGACUGCAUUACUAAAUGUUAACAUGUAGUUACUGAAAGGGAAGAAUACAAUAGUUCCUUCCUGUGCUAAAUUAAGCUACCAUCAUUUUUUUCAGUUAAGUUGGUAGCAAUCAAACAGCUAAGUUUAUCUUUUUUAUAUGGGGAGAAACCCAUACUAUAAUGAACAAAAGGAAAUGCAAUUUCAAACAUUUUAAUGAGUUACAGUUCAUAUGAGGAAAUCAGUCUAUUUAAAUAAAUACAUUUGGUCCUAAUGUAUGGAUUGUACAUGACUGGGAAUACCGAUAUGCAGCCGUUAGUCAGAUACCUUAAAAGAAAUGGGCCUCAGUAUAUCGUCACAGUAUUUCUGUGCAUUCAAAUUGACAUCGAUAAAAUGCAGUUGUAUUGGUUGUCCGUAGUUUAUGCUUGCCCAAACCAUAACCCUGUCGUCAACCAUGGGGCACUCUGUUCACAACUUUGACAUCAGCAAACCGCUCCCCCACACGAUGCCAUACACGUGGUCUGCGGUUGAGGCUGGUUGGACUCAUUGCCAAAUUCUCUAAAAUGGCGUUGGAGGUGGCUUAAGGUAGAGAAAUGAACAUUACAUUUUCUGACAACCGCUCUAGUGGACACUUCUGCAGUCAGCAUGCCAAUUGCAUGUGCCCUCAACUUGAGACAUCUGUAGCAUUGUGACAAAACGGCACAUUUUAGAGUGGUCUUUUGUCCCCAGCACAAGGUGUACCUAUGUAAUGAUCAUGCUGUUUAAUCAGCUUUUUGAUAUGUCGCACCUGACAUAAUCCAAGUGGAUGGUUUAUCUUGGUAAUGGAGAAAUGCUCACUAACAGGAAUGUAAAAAAAAUUGUGCACAAAAUCUUGAGAAAUAAACUUUUUGUGUGUAUGAAGCAUUUCAGGGAUCUUCUAUUUCAGCUCAGGAAACAUGGGACCAACACUUUACAUGUAUUAAUCAUUUUGUUCAGUGUAUAUCGUGUUGGCAAAAUAAAUUCUUCAGUGUUUUUAUCCUUUGAA
Molecule: messenger RNA, 5420 nt
Organism: Oncorhynchus gorbuscha (pink salmon)
Lineage: Eukaryota; Metazoa; Chordata; Actinopteri; Salmoniformes; Salmonidae
Product: zinc finger CCHC domain-containing protein 2-like
Exons: 10
Coding region: 693-1535 (280 amino acids)
Source: RefSeq, a predicted model, not a curated record